Bacillus rossius redtenbacheri is the source of this 3445-nucleotide messenger RNA. RefSeq names its product phenoloxidase 1-like. Lineage: Eukaryota; Metazoa; Arthropoda; Insecta; Phasmatodea; Bacillidae. Bases 126 to 2192 code for a protein of 688 amino acids. The record is from RefSeq and is a predicted model, not a curated record. Gene Ontology annotation, molecular function: oxidoreductase activity. The transcript has 13 exons.
GCAGACCUGAGUCGCUAUAAAGGCGCCUCUUCCUCCAGGACUGGCGUCACUCCUGGGCGAAGCACGGCGCUCCACGGUCGUGCACCCAGCUUUAAGGGGGAGCUGGUUUGCUGAACGGCCGCAAGAUGGCGCAGAAGAACGCGGUGCUCUACCUGUUCGACAGGCCGCUGGAGCCCGUCUUCAUGCCCAAGGGCGACAACGAGAAAGGUGUCGUGUUUGACGUCACAGCCGACGGCCUGGCCGAUCGCUACAAGCCCAUCGCGUCGCAGAUCAUCAACAGGUUCGGCGAGGACGCCGAUCACAUCUCGGUGCAGAGGAUCACUCUGCCGGACCUCAGCAUCCCGAUGCAGAUCGGGCGGCGCGAGCAGUUCUCCCUCUUCAUCCCCAAGCACCGCAGGAUCGCUGCGCACCUCAUCACCAUCUACUUGGGCAUGCGGACCGAGAGUGACUUCAUGUCGGCGGCAGUGUACACGCGCGACGUGCUCAACCCCUACCUGUACAACUACGCACUGUCGGUGGCCAUCCUGCACCGGCCCGACACGCGCAACCUGCCCAUCCCGCCGCUGCACGAGGUCUUCCCAGAGAAGUACAUGGACAGCAGGGUGCUGGGCCGCCUCAAGGAGGAGCUCAACAUCGUGGACGCCGGCUCGCGGGUCCCGCUGGUGAUACCUCAGGACUACACAGCAUCCAACCUGGAGGUGGAGCACCGCUUGGCCUACUUCCGCGAGGACCCGGGCCUCAACCUGCACCACUGGCACUGGCACCUCGUGUACCCGUUCAACGGCCCCGCCAGCAUCGUCAACAAGGACCGUCGUGGGGAGCUCUUUUACUACCUGCACCAGCAGAUCAUGGGCCGGUACAACUUCGAGCGGUUCUGCAACAACCUGAGCCGCACGAAGCGCCUCAUCAACUGGCGCGAGCCCAUCGAGGAGGGCUACUUCCCCAAGCUGGACAGCCUGGUGUCGAGCCGUGUGUGGCCGCCUCGCCACGCCAACGCCCGCCUCUCGGACGUGUACCGCGAGUUGGACCAACUCAAGUUCGACCUUCAAGAUCUGGAGCGAUGGCGUGACCGCAUAUACGAGGCCAUCCACAAGGGAGAAGUCGUCACUGACCGCGGGCAGACGCGUGAGCUGGACAUCGACACGCUCGGCAACAUGGUGGAGGCGAGCGUGCUGACUCCCAACUCCAACCUGUACGGCGACAUCCACAACCUGGGGCACGUCGCCAUCGGCCUGUGCCACGACCCGGAUGGCCGCCAUUUGGAGACUUUCGGUGUUAUCGGUGACUCAGCCACCGCUAUGCGCGACCCGGCCUUCUAUCGCUGGCACGCGUUCGUGGACGAUAUGUUCCAAGAACACAAGAACACGUUGCCGAGGUACACCAGGGAACAGAUCGACUACCCCGGGGUUCGAGUGACGUCCGUAGAGAUAGAGGUGCGUGGCGGCCGCACCAAGAACGAGCUACAGACGUUCUGGCAGCAGAGCGAUGUGGACAUGUCACGUGGCCUUGACUUUCAGCCACGAGGCUCCAUCCUGGCGCGCUUCACGCACCUUCAGCACUCGCCCUUCUCCUACAAAAUACAGGUUGAGAACAGUAACAACAGCAACAAGAUUGGAACCGUAAGAAUUUAUCUGGCACCUAAGUUUGAUGAACGUGGCCUUCCCAUGCUGUUCACUGACCAGAAAGGAUUAUUUAUCGAACUUGACAAAUUCCAAGUAACAUUGAAGCCCAAGUCGAACACCAUCACCCGGCGCUCCGACGAGUCGUCGGUCACAAUCCCGUUCGAGCAGACGUUCCGGAACCUGGAGAAGAACCGGCCCGCCGACACGGACUCCAGCAUCAUGGCCUUCAACUUCUGCGGCUGCGGCUGGCCGCACCACCUGCUCAUCCCCAAGGGCAGCGAGCAGGGCUUCCCCUGCCAGCUGUUCGUCAUGGUGUCCAACUACGACGGCGACAAGAUCGACCAGACGAUGGAGGGCCAGUGCUCGGACGCGUCCAGCUACUGCGGCAUCCGCGACAAGCUGUACCCGGACAAGCGCAGCAUGGGCUACCCGUUCGACCGGCAGCCGCGCGACAACGUGAGCACGCUGCAGGAGUUCGUCACGCCCAACAUGGUCGUGCAGGACGUCACCAUCCGCUUCACGGGCCGCACCGUCGCCCCCAGGUCCGACGCCUCCAACACGCUCAACUAGCGCAGCGGGCCCACGCCGGCUGGCGACCGACGGCAAAGUCUAACGGUUUUACGAUUUUGGAAUCACGUGGGUCAGGGACGGCGAUCCCUCGCGAGGACGCUUUAACUCUAAUGCUGGGUUCACAAUUAAAAAAAUUAAGCGAGUGCAUAGCAAGCCAUGCACACGACCUGUGUACACGACCUGUGCGAACUGCGUAAUCGGUUCACAAUUGAAUUCUUACUGUUAAUUUCAGCCAAUGAAAUUUCGCGAACUAUGCGACAUCUGUAAGCAGUGUUAGUAAAUAAACAUAUUAACUUUCAAAAUAACGAUAAUACUAUUAUUAUCUCGACAUUUUCUUACCACAAAAUAGUUAAUAAAUAUAAACAUAUUUCUAGUCCCGCCAAAAAAGCACCCUGCUCUUCUCUCAUUGGCUGUUGUGCCAUGCGUACGCGACCGAAAUAAAAUAUAUUCAUUUCACUCCUAUGCGCACGACCUCGCUCCAUGUACACGACCAACUUUCUGCUAUUGUGAAUCGUUAGGUUAGGUAACAUGGCGUUCAUAUCCUAUGCACACGACCUACUGUUACUGUUACUGUUAUUUUUUCAAUUGUGAAUCCAGCAUAACAACCAAUUCCUAGAGGCAGGCAUUUUUCGCGAAAAGAUCUGAACACGUAUUAGACUACAACAAGAUAUACCCGCACAUGUGGUUUUUUGGUUUCUUCCUUGUGAUUGGCGGCCGUCUGCGAGAGAAGUCGUUGCCCUAUUUGGCCGAGCCACUCAGGACGCGUUUGCUUCCGUACUGAAUCACUGCGAUUGGUGUUGUCACAAUCGAUAUGUACCUGGGAGAAACUCACCCAAUCACGAAACACAGACGGUUUUAUGGUGUUUUUUUAACUUUCGUCUAGUCUCGAAAUCUUUUCGCGAAAUCUGCAUGCCCCUACGCAAUUCCUCAAACAACUGCACAGGCCACGCUACCUAGGAAGAAACUCUGGCGCCCGCCUCUUUAUCUAAUUGGUUGAUUGGUUGUGGCUACCAAGGCUGAAUCACGCCUUAUCCAUUUAACACAUGGAGGCGGUUUUACAUAUGCUAUACCAAACCCUCAAAACCCUCUCUACUGCGAAUGCACUCUACAUUUGUUUAUCUUCUAUGAAUGUAGUGUUUAUUUGCCAAUAACAGGUUGUGUCGCGAUGAAUCAUCAUCUCUACCCUUGAUACGUAUUUAUUAUGUGCCGCAUUGUAUACAAAUAUUUUGGCAUUAAAUAAGCACGAAAAUGUA